Mobula hypostoma (lesser devil ray) is the source of this 5490-nucleotide messenger RNA. RefSeq names its product centromere protein I (gene cenpi). The record is from RefSeq and is a predicted model, not a curated record. The transcript is spliced from 20 exons. Lineage: Eukaryota; Metazoa; Chordata; Chondrichthyes; Myliobatiformes; Myliobatidae. The coding region runs from base 90 to 2183 and encodes 697 amino acids. Gene Ontology annotation, cellular component: inner kinetochore; kinetochore. Gene Ontology annotation, biological process: CENP-A containing chromatin assembly; mitotic sister chromatid segregation.
UCAGCUCCUCCUCCGCGUUGCGCUGCGCAAGCGCCAACGGCCUGUGGUGCGCGCGCGGAUUUGAAUGUGCCCCGGUAUUUUUCACGAUAAUGGAUCGGAGCCGUGGGCCGAAUGUUCGGCUUAGGGAGGCGAGCGUUAACACGGAGUCGCUGCAGGAAGCGGUCGAGUACUUUACCACUGUGGAGGAGAAAAAUCCAUCAAAAGGAAUUCUUUAUCUGGAGACAAUUGAAGGCAUUGCUUUUGAGAAGGGUUUGCUACCGGAUGUGAUUGAAGCACUUCUGGAUGUGGCUAUGAGUGCCAGACUAGUUGACAGGCUUAAUACACGCAUCUUAAGAUGCCUUAUUCCUGCAUCAGUAGUUCCUGAAAAUGCAGUGACUAAAGCCAUCUCCUGGAUAUGUACAAGGAAACCUAGUGUUAAUGUCCAGGUACUAUUUUUCAAGUGGUUGUUAGCUGUGUUUGAUCUGUUGGAUUCAAAGAAACAUAUACAUUCAUUGUACGGCAUGAUUUUCUUCUUCCUUCAGAAUGACAAACUGUGCCCAUAUAUAUGUCACCUAUUGUACCUGUUGACAAAAAAGGAAAAUGUUAAACGAUUCAGAGUUAAGAAGCUAAUAGAUCUACAGUCCAAAAUGGGAAUGCAGACACACUUGGUGGCCCUUCUCUUGUUGUAUAAGAUCCAUGCACCUGAAUAUGUUUCUUUGACAUUAUCUGGAAAACCCAAAAAUUUUCAUGAGUCUCGUUCUCCCUGGAAAAAAUUCAUUGAAAGGAUCCAAAACAAUGGUCACAGGCAGUUGUCCAAAACACGAGGUUUGGUAAACUUAAUAGAGCCUCCAAUGCAAAAAAGGAGGAGAAAGAUGCAUCAAGAAAUUAUCCCAAGUAUCAGUAGUGCUGCAUACACGACUGAACUGCCUUGUUUCCUAAUUCAGAGCAAAACCUUUCCUUUGGAGCAGUUAACCACAUUCUCUCAACUACUGCAGAACUUUGAUUGGAUUGAGUUUCCAGCACAGAUGGGUUCAGUGCUAAGGUCUCCUCUAUUACUUCAUUACAUUAAUUGGGUAAAAGAUGAUUCCGCCUUUCUUCGUCUGGAUUUUUGGCUGGCUCAAACUCUUCAGGAGGAGUUUGCAGACUGCAAAGGGGACUCUUUGCAAAAGGAGGAGGAAUUCAAGAAGUUUUUAAAUAUCAUCAUUAGAACUCAGGAAUUUCUACAAGAAGGCUUCUCCUGCUGUGAGGAUUUUGUGUUCAAGAGCUUAUCCCUUUGGGAUAGUUUUUGGUGUAGCUCUCAGAUCUUUGCCUUGCUUACCUGGAUUCCACCGAGUUCUGAUAUUAUUUCCCUUUAUUUUGAUCCAUUACGGAAACUGUUCUUCACUUCCUCAGUUUAUUUCAAGUGCAGUGUGAUUGAGAGCAUCACCAACCUACUGGCAAACUGGCUGACCUGGUACUCUUUGUAUGUGACAGAGAUGGAUAGAGAGUCUCCCAGUGAUUCAGAGAGUCCUCUGAGCUCCUUCCUUUCUGGAUUAAUGAAUUCUGUGGUUGAUCUUGUGGAAUUUAGUGCAAGAAUGUUUACGGUAUCGCUACAGCUAGAAGCUUGCAACAGUCUGUUGUUGCACUUCAUCCUCAACUUCUAUGAGAUGGUUUCCGAGAUGUAUUUGAAAUAUGGUCUACCCAUGGUAAUUAUGCCACCCGAUGGUAUCUUCUAUCCAGCACUACUGAGUUUGGAAUCAGUGACUCUGAAUCAGCUGUGCCAUAUUAUGCAUAGGUAUCGUACAAAUCUUGUAGCUUUGAAGUCUUUGGAUCCAAGCAAAAAUCUGCAUAUGGGAUUAAAGGUGAACAGGAAAACAUUUCAGCAAUACAAUUCAUUUGUGAAAGCAGCAGUCAGCUGUUUGUGGACAUCUGAAAACUUUGUGCAAGAUAUUUGCCUGAUGGGUAUUGGGAUUGAAGACGAUCUGUUGGCACAAACUAAGAUUACAGAUUCCAAGGACAGCUUUACUAUUGUUAAUCAUCCAGCACUCAUGGGGCAUGCCAUAAAUUUUGUCCAGAAGGGUUGGCCUAAUGAAAAGAAACGAUUGCGUGUAAUUCAGGGAAAAGUGUGGAACUGGUAUGUGAAAUAUCUGUACAACCAAGGGCUUAAUGGACUUAAAUACUUCCUUGAAGGCAGCACCCGUAUGUCAUCCAGCUCAAGACAUUAAGCUACAGCAUCGCACUGCAGAGAUCUGCAUAUUGAGUGAUAUCGCAGCACUUAAUUACUCUUUGCUUACAUACAGGCUGUCCAUCUGCUUUACAAAUAAUUACACAUGCAAUGUGUUCGGCAUCAGAAUUAAUGAAUUGUAAUAUUGAAUGAAGGAUUUGGUAAAGCCUCCAGAAAGGAAACUUGUCUUCAUGUUAAUCCAAACACAUCCUUCUUGCAAGUUGGCUAUUAAGGAACUUGAAGUCUGCAAAGGAUAUUAUAGAAGCUAGAAUGCACCGUGUUAUAUUGAAAGGUAAACUGUGAUGAUCUCUCAUUAUUGAGAAGGAUGAUACCAGUAAGGGUACCUGUAAUGUAAAACAUUGUGCUAUUUUGAAAAAUCUGCAAGUGUGUAAAUAAGAAAUAGUAGAGACUGGUAGAAAUUGUCAAGUGGUUGAGAAUGGUACUGGACAAGAUAAUCAUUCUGAGAAUACCUUAACUUUCAGAUACUAUGGUCACAAAUAAUUGAGCCACAGACUUAAUAGAAAAAUGAUUUAGUAUUCUCUGGCAUUGCUUGUUUCUUUGCGAGGCAUGGAUGAUUGCAAGAGUUUUCUGAACUGAAAUGCUACUGUGGCAAAUAAUAUUGGAAUACAAUAGAAAAGGGCACAUGGAAUACAAGUGAAAAGAGUGCAUAAUUUUUCAACAUCAAUGAGGAGAAUCUAAAGAGUGUGUGCUGAGGGUAUUGUUAAAUGUUUGCAGAAUGUUUUUGUGACUUUCCCCACUUGUGACUGCAGUGUUUUAACUUUUAUUAAUAGCAGCAUCUUCAAAAAAACAAGUUUUAUACACGGAAUAUCAGAUAGGGAAAGCAUUUUUCUUCCAAAUAUGUUGUAAUUUCAAUAGAAAUUUAUUUCUAACAAUUAAAGAAGGCUCUGAAACAGAUCUUGAGAGUCACUUUAGAUGUUGAAGCCUAUGGUUGUCUUAAGUUGAAAAGGAGUUCUUUUUAAUAAAUGUAAAAAAAUGUAUUUUUAUUCCUUGAAUAGAUGAAUGUUAUAUUAAAGCGUCCUUUAAGCAUACUGUAUAAAAAUGAAUUGUGCAGGAAUGCCUUUGCUCAUUUUCUUAUUGGUAUAUCUGUGGUUCCAGCAACUUCUUAUUUUAAAUACUGCAUUUAACGGCAAGGAUGAUGACAGGGCUGUAGUAUAUUUACCUGACACAUGUUCUGAAUUCAGUUCCCACUGCAGUUAGAAAGAAAAAGGCAUUGAUGGAGGAAGCAAAAUUUCAUUUUUUUCCCUCCCUCGGCCCAGGGAUUCAUAGCUUCAGCAAUAGAAGUAGGCCACAUGGGCCUUCCAGGCUUCUCUACCCAAGACUCGAUUGUGACUGAUCUGCCUUCAACUUCACUUUGUUACUCAAUACGUACAUCCCCUGCAUUCUAAAGAUAUCUUCACUUCAGCCUUGCACAUAUAUUCAGCAUCUAGGUUCCAAAGAUUCACAACCUCCCGCAUGAAGAAAUUCCUCCUAUCAUCAGACCAAGAUGCCCAAGUACUUACCUUGCGACUCUGUUCUUAGAUUUUGACUCUGACGCAGGGAAAUAAUCUGUUCGCUGCCCAAAUAAGCCCCUUUAAUAUCUUCCAUAUCAGGUGGAAUAUAAGGUUAUUGUAUGUCCUUUCUAGUCUAACCAGGAAUCAAUCCAGUAAAUAGAAAAUGCUUGAAAUACAUUAGGGACCUAUAUGAAGAAAUAAUAAAACAAUAUUUCAGAUUAAUUCCCUUUUCAUCAGAAUUGGAUCAAUUUAUUAAAGCUUUGUCCACUGCUUCCAUGUCAGGAGUUUAUAUCUAGAUGGAAAGAUCUUGCCAACAACCUCUUCUACUCUGCCUGUCAAAAUAGAGAUCAGCAAAACUUUUGCCGAUGUUGUAGAUGUCAACCUGAAUAAAUUUAAUCCUGAAGAUUUAUAAGAAGUACUCAAGCUGUUUUAAUUUAUACAUGUUCUGAUAAUGCCUGGCAUUAUGUGUGUAUGUACAGAUUUAACUAGGUAUUUAAAAUAGUUUCUGUUUCUAAUUCUAGUUUAUUUCACUAGCACUUAAAUUACUUAGUCCUGACAAAUUUAAAUUUACAAUUGGAACAGUUCUGACCCAUAGAGGAGGAGUGGGUCUUUCUGCUGUUGCUUUAAAUAAAAGCAGAAUACAAUGAAGAUACAAAAAUUCAUUUGUAAUAUUUGUAAAACAAAAUGGUAAGUUAGCAAAUCUAUUUUACAGUUUGUGUAAAUAACUCAAAAGAAGGCAGCAAAGGUGUAUUUGCUAAAUUUAUUAAUGACACAAAGUAGGAAUUUAAUGCUAACAUUGUAUUUGCCUUCCUUAUUACCGACACAUCUUCUAAGUUAACCUUGGAGAAUCCUGCAUUAGAACUCUGAAGAUGCUUUGCAACUCCAAUUUCUGAAUUUGCUCCCUAUUUAGAAAAGUCUACACAUUUAUUCCUUUUGGUAAAAUGAAUGAUCAUCCAUAUCAUAACAUUGUAUUCCGUCUGUCACUUCUUUGCCCAUUGUCCUAAUCUGCGCAAGUCUUUCUGCAGACUCCCUGCUUCCUCCACUAUGUGCCCCUCCACCACCUAUCUGCAUAUUUGGCCAUUUAGCCAUCAAUUCCAUCAUCCAGAUCAUUAACAUACAGUAUAACCUGAAAAGUAGCAAACCCAAUACUGACCCUUGCAGAACACCAGCAGCCAACCAUAAAAGACUCCCUUUAUUCCCACUCCUUAGUUGACUGGCAGAAGCCAAUCUUCUGUCCAUGCUAGUAUCUUUCCUGUAAUAUCAUGGGCUUUCAUGAGCUGUAGGAGAUGUGUGAGUUUUGUGAUGAAUAUUUCUCCUCUUUUUGCUGUGGAGAAAGACAUGAACAUUUGAGAACCUGAGACAGUUAAUGGUGAUGUCUUGCCGAUAGCUCAUAUUACAGAAAAGGGGGUGCUGCGUGUCUUAAAAUGUAUGAAGAGAAAUAAAUCUCAGGUUUGAUCAGGUAUAUCCAAGAAUGCUGUGAGAAGCUAGAGAAGAAAUUGUGAGAGUCCUGGCUGAGAUUUUAUGCAUCUUCAUUAGUGACAGUGAGGUGCUGGAGGACUGGAGGGUGGCUAAAGUGCCUUUAUUUAAGAAAUGCUGCAGAGAAAGACCUCGGAAUGAAAGACCAGUUAGCCUAAUAUCUAGUAGGUAAGUUAUUGACGGGGAUUCCGAGACAUAAGAUAUAUAUGCAUUUGGAAAGGCAGAUUGGUUAGAGAUAAUCUACAUGGCUAUGAGUGUGGGAUAUCAUCUGAUGAAUUUGAUUGAGGUAACCAAGAUGGCUGAUAAUGACAAUGCAGUAAA